Sesamum indicum (sesame) is the source of this 3162-nucleotide messenger RNA. The record is from RefSeq and is a predicted model, not a curated record. Lineage: Eukaryota; Viridiplantae; Streptophyta; Magnoliopsida; Lamiales; Pedaliaceae.
GAUGCUGCUGAUAUUGCUAAUACUGAAUCGUCGAGUGUUGCAAGAGAAGCUGCAAUACCUAGUGCUCUUUGUGCAAUACAUAAUGAAAUUACCCAUAUUGGUCUAUUUAUAAUGCUCUUUGUGCUCAUGUGGAUGACUUUGUUGCUGGCAUAUUCUGUGUCUGUCUGAGCUUGUAUAGAAAACUUAUUUGCUUGUGAAGGUGGUCAUAUUUUUAUUCUUUUAAAUUGAACAAAAUCUUGGAACUCUAGUGUUGAAGAUGCUUUGUGGUGACUAUUCUUUUAAUGGCAGAAUGUACUUUUUCUACGUGAAGUGUGAAAACUUAAGCUUUAUGAACAAUAUGAAUUUUGAAGCCACUGCAUCAGCUGGCACAUGACUGUUACAUCUUACAAAAACCACUCUGAUGUUUCUCAAAAAACUGCCGUACCUUGAUUUAAUAGUUUUCUCUUGUGGUCUGUUACUUGAAUCGAGGUCCAUUUACAAACUUGAGGGUUCAUAGAGUUAAUGUUUAUUUGUUCGGUACCUUUUGUCGAGUCAAUUUGCUUGCGAAGAGAGUCCAACUUUUAUUUUAAAAUUGAAAAAAAUCUUGGAACUAUUGUGUUGAAGGUACUUUAUGGUGACUAUUCUUUGAAAGACAAAUUUCUUUAUUCUACGGCACUGUGGAAGUUUAUGGUUUAUGAACAUUGUGAACUUGAAGGCCUCUGCAUGAGCUGGUAUGUGCCUGUUAUAUCUUAAAACCACUCCACUGUUGCAAACUGCUUUAUCGUGAUGUUCUGGUCUUUCUCAGGUGGAUUAUUUUGUUUGAAUCCAGGUCCAUUUCAGAAACUUGUGGUUUUAUAGGGUCACUUUUUGUUUGUUCAGGUACCUUAUACCAUUAUUGCUCCAAUAUGAUUCGACGGCGGAGGAAUCAGAUAAGACAGAUGCACAUGAUGUUGGAACUAGCGUUGAAAUAGCAAAAAACUUGCAUGUUGUAAAAGCAUCUCAUGCCUUGUCAAGGCAUUAGUGGUUUGGUUGACGAGGAGAUCCCGACACCCUACAAUCAGGCUGUAGCUGAUGCCCUUAGAGCUUUACUAACCCCUAAACUUGCAAGCAUGCUGAAAAAUAAAUUAGCAAAAGACCUCCUAUUCACAUUAAACUCAAACUUGGAGUCCCCUGAGAUAAUCUGGAAUUCCUCCACUCGAGCAGAACUUUUGAAAUUUGUGGAAGACCAGCGUGCAAGCCUCAGUUAUCAUGGUUCGUAUGACCUUAAAGAUUCGCAUUCCUUUGUUUAUGAAGCAUUAUCUAAGGAGCUCUAUAUUGGCAACGGGUACUUGAGAGUCUAUAAUGAUCAACCAGAUUUUGAAAUUAGUGAGCCUUAGGACUUCUGUCUUGCCCUUGUUGAUUUUAUAUCACAUCUAGUCCAUAAUGCACCCGCUGCAAGCAUGGAUACUCAUGUUAAUAGUGAUGUUACCACUGAUGGAUCUGCCGAGCAGCAUUCUUCUGAUGAUUCUUCAGCAUCACUUGAUAGGAAAAGCUUGGAGAGGGAGGAUUUGGAAUUAGUUAAAAAUCUUCAAUACAUUCUGCUAUCCCUUCAGGUAGAAGUCUGGUGGUUUUUCGUCUGACACUUUUUUAGUCACCCUUGACACCUUUUUUUCUGUAAUUUCUGUAAGUUCAGCACUUGUUGACAAAGAAUCCGAAUUUAGCUUCAGUGGUCUCCACAAAGGAGAAGCUAUUGCCCCUUUUUGAAUGCUUUUUUCUUCCUGUUUCUUCAUCAAGCAACUCAGCUAUGUGUACUUGUUCUGUCACGGUUGACAACAUAUGCACCUUGUGUGGAAGCAAUGGUCGCAGAUAGCUCUGGUUUGCUUAUUUUAUUACAGUUGCUUCACUCAUCUCCCAGCUGUCGUGAAGGAGCUUUGCAUGUUCUCUAUGCCUUGGCAAGCACGCUGGAGCUAGCUUGGGCAGCUGCAAAGCAUGGACGGGAGGUUUUCAUUCUUGAAGUUCUCUUGCCAAUACAAGAAGAGAUUCCAUUGCAGCAAAGAGUCACAGCAGCUUCGCUAUUAGGGAAGCUUGUUGGCCAGACUAUGCAUGGGCCUAGAGUGGCGAUAACUCUGGCAAGAUUUCUGCCUGAUGGCUUUGUCUCGGUAAUCAGGGAUGGUCCUGGUGAAGCAGUUGUGACUGCUCUUGAACAAACAACAGAAGCUCCUGAACUUGUCUGGACUCCAGCAAUGGCUGCAUCGUUGUCUGCACAAAUAGCAACUAUGGCUUCGGAUCUGUACCGUGAACAGGUGAAAGGACGUGUUGUUGAUUGGGAUGUACCUGAGCAGGCUUCUGGCCAACAGGAGAUGAGAAAUGAACCUCAGGUUGGAGGGAUUUAUGUUAGGUUAUUCCUGAAAGAUCCCAAAUUUCCACUUAGAAAUUCCAAGAGAUUUCUUGAAGGGCUGCUGGAUCAGUACCUUACAUCCGUUGCCGCCUCACAAUAUGAUGGCCAAGCUGUUGACACUGAACUUCCUCUACUUCUUUCUGCUGCCCUGGUCUCUUUACUCAGGGUGUACCCCACUCUUGCAGAUCAUGUUGGAUAUCUUGGUUAUGUGCCCAAACUUGUGUCUGCAGUAGCCUAUGGAGCAAGCAGAGAAACAAUGGCUUCAGAAACCUAUGUAUCUGAGGAUGGUUUGUCGCAACAAAUUUCACAAACUCCUCAGGAGCGAGUUCGCCUUAGUUGUUUACGAGUUCUACAUCAGUUUGCAGGUAACACCACCUGUGCAGAAGCUAUGGCAGCCAUUAGUGUUGGGACACCCCAGGUAGUUCCACUUCUUAUGAAAGCGAUUGGUUGGCAAGGUGGAAGCAUCCUAGCUCUUGAAACCUUAAAGCGUGUUGUAGUUGCAGGGAAUCGAGCAAGAGAUGCACUUGUUGCACAGGGUCUCAAGGUCGGUCUUGUGGAAGUUCUUCUUGGCCUUCUUGAUUGGCGAGCUGGGGAAGAAAUGGGCUUUGUUCACAGAUGAACAGGAAUGAGUCAGAAGCAGCAACUGGCCGGGUUCUUGCAAUUGAGGUUUUGCAUGCAUUUGCAACAGAAGGGGCCUAUUGUACCAAAGUACGUGACAUACUGAGUGCCUCUGAUGUAGGAGAUGUGGCAUUGUCUAUAUUGCACAGUAUGGUAGCGAUGAUGCUGGAGAGAUUGUUACACCAACC